This is a messenger RNA of Elgaria multicarinata webbii, 6696 nucleotides long. RefSeq names its product TATA element modulatory factor 1 (gene TMF1). The record is from RefSeq and is a predicted model, not a curated record. The coding region runs from base 101 to 3472 and encodes 1123 amino acids. NCBI's taxonomy places the organism in Eukaryota, Metazoa, Chordata, Lepidosauria, Squamata, Anguidae. The transcript is spliced from 17 exons. Gene Ontology annotation, cellular component: endoplasmic reticulum; Golgi apparatus.
GUCUCAUGGCUGUCGACGGACGGUGGGUGGCGGCGGGUCGUCGCUCCAGCUGCGGCUGAGGGAGGAAGCGCUGGCUGGCUGGUUGGCUGAGCGGAGGGAGAUGAGUUGGUUCAACGCCUCGCAGCUCUCGACCUUCGCCAAGCAGGCUCUGUCGCAAGCGCAGAAGUCCAUCGACCGGGUGCUGGACAUUCAGGCUGAAGAGGAAGAGGAGGGCGAGGGAGGGCCUGGCCGGACCGCCCCGCCUCGGCCCGGAGAGGCUGGAACAAAUUCUCUUACAAGUGGAGGAUGGGAUGAGUCUACCUGGGGGCCAAACUCAAAUAUAGAACCUCAAAGUGAGCCAACAUUGUCUCCUACAGCCAUCACCAGACCAGUUAGGAGGACUGUGGUAGAUGAGUCAGAAAACUUCUUCAGUGCCUUUCUUUCACCAACGGAUGUUCAGAGCGUACAACAAAGUCUAGUGGUAUCUAAGCCACCCACCAAAUCGCAGCGACCCAAAGAAGAAGUAAAAAGUACACUACAGGAAUCCCUGCAGACUGACCUUCUAGAAACAGAAGAAAAAGAUUUCUCGGUAAUUUCGCCCAUAGAAUUGAAAACAUUCAGUAAUGCCCAGGAAAAGGUAGACGAAAAUAAUUCAGUACUUAAUACUGAAGAUACGCAUGAUGAAAACAACAGUAGAGACACUGAUCUAAAGACACCACCUCAGGAUCUCAAGGUAGCAGAAUCCACUGCUAUUGUAAAGUCAAGUUCAGGAAGUGAUGGACCUGGACAUGUUUCUGACAUCUCUGCACGGCCUCUGUCUGCAGAGGCGAAGAAUGUUGGUUUGGAAACUAAAGAGCAAAAAAGCGAGGACAGUUUGGAAACUAAAGAGCGGAAAAGCGAGGACAGGCAAAGCAAUACACCUUCACCUCCAAUCAGCACUUUCUCCUCAGGAACAUCCACAACUAGUGAUAUUGAAGUCUUGGACCAUGAAAGUGUAAUAAGUGAGAGCUCAGUAAGUUCAAGGCAAGAGGCUGCUGAUUCAAAAGCCAGCCUUCAUCUCAUGCAAAAUUCUUUUCAACUUCUAUCAGCAUCUGCUUGCACAGAAUAUAAUCGUCUAGAUGACUUUCAGAAAUUGACUGAGAGUUGCUGCUCCUCGGAUGCUUUUGAAAGGAUAGACUCAUUUAGUGUGCAGUCUUUAGACAGUCGGAGUGUAAGCGAAAUAAACUCAGAUGAUGAAUUGUCAGGUAGAGGAUGCGUUUUAGUAUCUGUUGCCAUAAGCCCUCCAAUGAUAAAAGGUGAUGAGGCUGAACCUACAGAAAGCAAGGCUGGACACAUCUUAAAUGAGACCCUUGUGCUACCCACAGAAGAAACAGAAAUGGAAGAAAGUGGGCGAAGUGCAACCCCUGUCAACUCUGAACAGCCGGAUAUCUUGGCUGUUUCUGAGCAAACAGAUGAAGGGCAGACCCAGAAGGAGGAGAUGGUAGUACUCCGGCCCAUUCCUGAAAAGUUAUCCAGUGUAGAGUGUGAAAAAGAAGAGCUUUGUAAGAUUAUUGAUUCGUUGACGGAGAAGCUAGAGAUGCGGGAAACUCGGCUAUUAAGCGUUAGUAAAGAGAAGGCAUGCCUAGAAGAAGCUUGUGAUAACCUUAAAGAUGAAAUCUUCAAAAUAAAAGACGAGAACAGUAACAUUUCAUCUUUGAAAGAAGAAUUUGCUCAGCGAAUAGCAGAUGCAGAGAAAAAGGUUCAAUUAGCAUGCAAAGAAAGAGAUACAACUAAAAAAGAAGUAAAGCUCCUCAAAGAAGAUCUAGCAACUAGAUUGAACAGUAAUGAAACUGCUGAACUACUUAAGGAAAAGGAUGAACAAAUUAAAGGUUUAAUGGAGGAAGGAGAAAAGCUUUCAAAACAGCAGUUACAAAAUUCUAAUAUUAUUAAGAAACUAAGAGCAAAGGAGAAGGAAAAAGAAAACAUAAAUACAAAGCAGAGUAAAAAACUUAAAGAAUUAGAAGAAGACUUACAGCAUCUGAAACAGGUGCUGGAUGCCAAAGAAGAAGUUGAAAAGCAACACAGGGAGAACAUUAAGCAACUAAAUAGUGUAGUUGAACGCCAAGAGAAGGACCUUACCAGAUUCCAAGUGGACCUUGAAGAUCUUGAAGAAAGGAACCGAAGUGUUCAGGCAGCUCUUGAUAGCGCAUACAAAGAACUUGCAGAUCUUCACAAAGCCAAUGCUACAAAGGACUGUGAGGCACAAGAAGCAGCAUUAAGUCAUGAAAUGAAAGUGAAAGAAGAACUGGGCUUCGCUCUAGAGAAGGCCCAAGAGGAGGCUCGUCAGCAACAAGAGGCGUUAGCAAUUCAGGUGACAGACUUGAGACUGGCUCUGCAACGUGCAGAACAGCAACAAGCUAGAAAGGAGGAUUAUUUGCGCCAGGAAAUUAGUGAACUCCAGCAGAGACUUCAAGAAGCUGAGACUCGCAACCAAGAGCUGAGUCAAAGCGUUACAUCUGCUACAAGGCCCCUGCUCCGACAGAUAGAAAACCUGCAAGCAAACCUGGGAGCACAGACCUUGUCAUGGGAGAAGCUGGAGAAGAACCUUUCUGAUAGGCUUGGGGAUGCUCAAACUGCCCUGGCAGCACAGACGGAAAGAGAACGUGCUGCUACAGAAGAACUUCUUUCCAAUAAAAUCCAGCUUUCUUCCACCGAGUCACAAAAUAAUCUCCUAAGGCAAGAAAAUAGUCGCCUUCAGGCUCAACUAGAGGGAGAGAAAGCGAGGCUUAAGAAACUAGAAAAUGAAAACAAUCGGUAUGAAGUUGAGCUAGAAAACCUCAAAGAAGAAUAUGUGAAAACGGUUGAAGAAGGAAAAAAAGAAAAGAUGCUGUUGGCUACUCAGCUAGAAAUGGAGAAAAUGAAAGUUGAACAAGAAAAAAAGAAGACAAUUUUUGUACAAGAAACUGCAAGAGAAAAGGAGCGUAAAUUAUACAUUUCAUCAACAAUGGAAACUGUCUCAAGUACGCCCACUCUGUCACGCUCAAGCUCCAUAAGUGGGGUUGAUAUGGCAGGUCUCCAGGCAUCCUUCAUAUCCCAGGAUGACCCACAUGAUCAUUCUUUUGGUUCAAUGUCUACAAGUGGGAACAAUCUAUAUGAUGCAGUGAGAAUGGGAGCAGGUUCAAGUAUUAUUGAAAAUCUACAGUCACAAUUAAAAUUAAAAGAUGGAGAGGUUUCUCACCUACAGCUGGAAAUCGGAAACCUUGAAAGAACUCGGUCAAUAAUGGCAGAAGAGCUGGUAAAAUUAACAAAUCAAAACGACGAUUUAGAAGAAAAAGUAAAGGAGAUACCCAAGUUACGUGCACAACUUAGGGAUUUGGAUCAGAGAUACAAUACCAUUCUCCAGAUGUAUGGUGAAAAAGCAGAAGAAGCAGAAGAACUGAGGUUGGACCUUGAAGAUGUGAAAAAUAUGUACAAGACUCAGAUUGAUGAACUUCUGAAGCAAAGGCAUAGCUAGUUACUGCUGAAAAUUGCAAAUAGAAAAUAAUGUAUUAAACUGUAGAGAUGGUUAUGAAAAUGCAAAUAGCUUGUAAAGUAUUUGUACUAUAGAGUGAUUGUCGAGUUCUUAUGUUGGCAGGAAUCGUUGUGCUUUCAUGAUGGCUGACUGCCAGCAGUUAAAUUAUUUGUUAAUAUUUAAAACCUGAUAUAUAUAUAUACAUAGCUUAAUGCUAAUUGAAAAGCAGACCAUCUUUUCUCUAUAUAGUAAAGUACAAAUUGACUUGCAUAAUAACGACUGGUCAUUCAGCAGUAGGAACUUCUAAUUGCAACUCUCAUAAGGAUGUAUGAAUAAUUCCAAUUAUGGUUAUCUGAUUAAUAUCCCAGUUCUGAUCUGUUCCUAUCAAAAUGGGUAUUUGGAGGGAAAAGAUAUUGAUUUAUGAAAUAUAUAUACAGAUAGCAACGACUUGACUUGCUACCUGGAAUAAAAGGGUAGGGUUCCUUUAAGAUUUAAAAACCCAAAACAAAUUAAUAUCUGGAUUUGUACUCUGGUGCUCUAACCAUACAUAGCUAACUUCUGCUGCCCGCAAAGCCAGAAAAUUGCCUUUGCCUUAACCAUGCAGAGUGGUUUAUAUCUUAAUAGCAACCAAACUCCCUCCUAUUCAGAAGAUACAACAUAGUAGUCUCUGUUUUUUAAAUGUUUUGCUGCAUUCGUAAAGCAUAAUACUCUGCCACCUAGAGGCAGGCUGCCUAGCCGCUUUAAUGACAUUUAGCUGUAGUGAAAGAGAUGCAGAGUUUGUCUAAAAAUUAGCAGUCCUUUAUGGUUGGGAACAAGGCGUUUAAACAUUCGCACUCUGAAACUGUUGCUCCUCUCUCUUGCCAUGGCUUAAUUCUUUCAGUGUGUGUGAAUGCACUUUAUUUUCAAAAGUGAAUAAACUUCUUCCAGAUGUUUCAAAAUGCUUUUUAGAAGGUAUUUGCUAGAACAUAAAUGAGAAAUAACACAAAAUAGAUGGAAGCUAACUUAAGGUGCAAGUGAGGGGGAAAAACUCAUUAGUAUCAGUCACAUUCACAAAAAGAAUGCGUUCAGAGUAUUGUUCUACCUUCAUCAUAUUGUGUUCCUCCCCCCUAAGUUUUACAUUGUCCAUACAAUUGACUUCAAGCCUUUUCAUAAAGUUAACAUCAAACUGUUUAAAUAUUUGUUCUGAGAAAAAUAUGUCACUGCUGUUUUCUCUAAGAUAUAUAUAUAUAUAUAUAUAUAUAUAUAUAUAUAUUUGGUAAUUUUUUAAGAAAUUGAAAUUUUGUUAGAUGAGUGUAAACAAAAUUUUUGCUUACUGGUAAAUAUAAAGAUAAAAAAUCACACACUCAAAACGUAUUCAAAGCAGGUAACUUUGCUUAUUGGCCAAUUCACUGUAAAUUUGAUUACAUUAAUACAAAGAACUAUUUUCCUGAACCAGUCAAUCAAAGUUUAUUGAGGCAACUAAAAUAGGUUUUAGCCAAUGUUUUCCUGAACCAAUUACCUACAGUGCUUUCACCUAAGUUAAGAUGUAUCAAAAUCAAGAUUUUAUCUGUUGGGCUAUUUGCCAUUAUAUUAUCCAUUUACAUUUAUUCGCUUAAGAGUUCCACGUGUUCAAAUGAAUCAUGUGGUAUAGCCCUCCUGGGAUUUUACUAUGUCACAAUGGGAGAGGGAAUGUCAUAUGAUUGCCUGCCUGAGCAAAGCCAGUGUGUCAGGGAGAAAGUGUCUAGCAAAGGCGUCUUCUUAACAUGUUAGUGUUCUUCCUGAUAUGCUAGUUUUGUGUGUGCUGGACUUUUUGACUUGGUGAAGCUUUUAGUCAGGCAACCCCCCACCAAUAUUCUGAAGUGCUGUAUUGAUAGGAGGGCUAUAUUACAUGAGUAUGCUGUUCAGCAAAUAUACAUUUUGUAGCAUGCUGCUAUUGUCCUGGUAAGAUACUAAAUUGCAGUGCAAUCUAAUGGGAUAAUUCUUUGGCUCAAAAAAUGUUUUGCAUUAGCAGUUCAUUGAUACUGAUCUAAAACAGGGAGUAAACAAUGACUGCUGCAGUAGAAUUUAUUGCUAUCAAGUGUGAAUUUGCAGUAAGAUAAUACCAAUGUAAAAUGCACAUCUGAAUGCAUCUGAAGAUUCAGUCUACGACUUUUCUCAAAAAGAAAUGAAUCUUACUUUCAUUUGAAUUCUGUAAUUUCUAUUCAGAGCAAACUUUCUCUGUUUUUGAAUAAGAGAACACAACCUACAACUAGAACUCCUGUGUCUACCUUAAGAACAAAAUAUUGAGGUUUUAACCCAAGCCUUAAAUAGAUUUGCAACUUUUAAUCAGCUCACCUACAUACUGAUGCAGCCUCUUUACCGGUUUUAAAUUCACUAUAAGUUAAUUGAUUAAAUUUAGACCUAAGAUGUAGGCUGUGUUUUGACAGUUUAACUUCUCAGUUCCAUUGCAGAGCUUUAUCGAUUUCCUAAUUUCUGACAAUCAUUUAUUUUUUAGCAUGUAAUGUUUGUGAAAUUUAGGCUCCCAGUGUCUAUAAAUUCACGUACAAUGUUUAAAAAGAACUAGACAGUGUCACUCCUGUAUCUCGUCGUCCCCCCAUUCCGCUUUUAGAGCUUUUGCACAUCAGUAUAGUGUGACUCUAUAAGGACAUGGGCGUAAUCACCUUCUAAUAUGGGCAGUGGUCUUCACAAUGUUGAUGUAAAAAUCAAUAUUGCAAGAAAAAGGGAUUCCCUAGUAGAGUGCAGAUGUCAUCACAUUGCACAAACGAUAUCUGAUUAUUUUUCUUCCUUACUCAUAGCUAAGCUAUGAUGGUGAGGAAGAAAAAAUAAAUUAAGUCUGCAAGAAGAAAGGCUCUCUUCUUUUAAGUCGAAACACAUUUCUUAGGAGGGGGUAAAGUUACUCCCCCCCCCAAAAAAAACCCCUCUUGAAAUGAGCAUAAAUGGGCACCUUGGCUUCUCAUUGCUUUUGGAUUGGAAUCAAGCCAGGGCCAAUUUAAUGCUCAAUGGCAAUAAUAUUUAGUGAAUAAUCUGAACAAUGAUGCCAGAAUAUUUUUACAGUUAUUUAAGUCCUUGUUGUAGCUGUGUUAAAACAGUUUGCCCUCUUGCUGUCUAAGAAAUAUUUCAUUUUUAUAAAGGGCUGUAAACUAGUUUAAAUAAAGUGUACAUUAAUAAUAUUACAGAAAUUAAUCUGUUAAUGUAAAUAAUUUUAAUAUGUUUAAAUCUUGGUCUGAGUAAACUAUUUGAGUUAACAA